Fraxinus pennsylvanica is the source of this 1356-nucleotide messenger RNA. The record is from the annotation of a GenBank genome assembly. NCBI's taxonomy places the organism in Eukaryota, Viridiplantae, Streptophyta, Magnoliopsida, Lamiales, Oleaceae.
AUGUAUGAAGAAAGUGGUUGUUUUGAUCACAGCAAUAUGCACCAGCAAGAAGGUUUGAUUCAAGCAGAGGAUGGUUUUUCACAAACCCAUAUUCCAAAUUGCAGCAACCCAAGUUUUUCUAUGGAGGAACACUCAAAUUACCAUCAAAAUCACCCCACUCAACAAGAUGUUGCUGCUGCAGUCUUGGAGAUGGAGCUUCAACAGCAAAUUAUGCAGCAAGGGGAGACUCAUUUGAUGCAGGAAAUUUUGCAUGAUUCAAACUGGCAAGAAAUGAGUAAUUUUAAUGGAAAUAUGAAUCAGUAUUCAUUACCAGAAACUCCAUAUCCCACUACACCUGAUUUGCUCCAUAUGUUUCCUUUGCCUAGAUGCUCACCAUCCACAGCCUCUUUGCUGCCUAAUUCAUCUAUUUCCUUUUCAAACUCAGCCCAUAAAUCUUCCAAUUUCUUGGCUUCCCUUGGCCUCUUAGGUGAUCUUAAUCCAGUCGAUGGCGCAUCAGCCUCGGCAAGUGUUGUGUAUGAUCCUCUAUUGCCCUUGAAUCUUCCACCACAGCCCCCUUUGCUGAGGGAGUUGUUUCACUCUUUACCCCAUGGAGGUUAUGCAAUGGGAGGGUCAAGGACUAGUGGAUCCUUGUUCCCUGGGGUGGUGGAUGAGAGAGAUGUGAAUGGUGGUGAUGGGAGGCACUUUGAUAAUGGGGUUUUUGUCUUUCCUGGUGAUAUGGAUUGUAUUGGUAAAAAUAGGAAUGGAAAGGAUACUAAACAUUUUGCUACUGAGAGGGGUAGGAGAGUUCUACUCAAUGACAAAUUCAAAGCUUUGAGGAGCUUGGUUCCCAACCCCACCAAGAAUGAUAGAGCCUCAAUCGUCGGAGACGCUAUCGACUACAUAAAUGAGCUUAAGAGGACAUUGAAUGAGCUAAAAGUGCUGGUGGAGAAGAAGAGAUGCAUUAAGGAGAGGCUGAAAAGGACCAAAAGGGAAGGCGAUACCAUGGAGGGGAAUAUUGACACAAAGUCUUUUGAUGAUAUGGGACAGCCUCAGAAUGGCUCAUCCUUAAGAAGCUCAUGGCUCCACAGGAAAUCGAAGAACACUGAGGUGGAUGUGCGCAUUGUGGACGAUGAAGUUACUGUCAAGCUUGUUCAACAGAAGAGAAUCAAUUGCUUACUCUUUGCAUCAAAGGUUCUGGAGGAGCUUCAGCUUGAUCUUCAACAUGUUGCUGGAGGCCUAAUUGGGGAUUACUAUAGCUUUUUGUUGAACUCUAAGAUCUGUGAAGGUUCGAUUGUAUACGCGAGUGCGAUAGCUAACAAGCUUAUCGAAGUUGUGGACAAGCAGUAUGCAGCAAUUCCACCAACUAAUAGCUAUUAG